Molecule: messenger RNA, 393 nt
Organism: Penicillium vulpinum
Lineage: Eukaryota; Fungi; Ascomycota; Eurotiomycetes; Eurotiales; Aspergillaceae
Exons: 3
Source: RefSeq, a predicted model, not a curated record
CCAACUAACUCCGAUAGCAAAAUGAGCAACAAUAAUAGCUCCAACGCCGGCGAUUCCAGUGACCAACCCAUUCCCGCCCACGAUGUCGGCAGUGGAACAGGAUGGGGCAACAGGCUCUGGCAAGGUGGCAAAAAUGAGGGCCCGGGUCAUGCAGAUGCUACCAAUCCCAGAUCAACAAUGGGCGAUUUCCUGUCUUUGAAUGAACAGAAGACACAGGGACAAAAUAAAUACAUCCAGCGUGAGAACUUGGUUGAUUCUGAUGUUAAACCUAUGAAUGCCGAGGGAGAGCCGACUUGUGCCAUUGAAGAUCAUAGUUUCAUGCGCCAUAAGGCCGGUGAUCCAGAUACUUAUCCUGGAUGGAGUACAUUGAGGAACUUCUUUGGCAGAGGAUAA